CGUUUCCGCGCGCCCAGCAAAGCGGGGACAGGGCGAAAAAUCCAGCGAAAGCCAGACUGAGCUUCCUGACCCCAAAGAGCUUCGUAGGGGAAGUUAUCUUCAGACGGCCCUCCCGGCGUGCACGGAGAAGUGGGAUUUUACCUGCGCAACUGCACCGAAAUUUGCACGACAAGGCGGCUGGAGUUUUUUGUUUUGUUUUGGGUUUUCUUUGCUUUGUUCGGGGUCGGCUCCGUGUAGAGUUUUAUUGCAGAGCAGCAUCACUACCGCACGUCGUGCCGCACAGGGAGGAGAGGAGAGGGCAGAAGUUUCCGCUGGCUUGUUUUGUCACUGCGGGGCUGGUGAAUCCGCAGGAAUGUCGCAGAAGGAGAGACCCACGUUUUACCGACAGGAGCUCAACAAAACCGUGUGGGAAGUCCCGGAGCGCUACCAGAACUUAUCUCCUGUCGGUUCCGGUGCUUACGGAUCCGUGUGCUCGGCGUUUGAUGUGAAGACGAACCUGAAGGUAGCAGUGAAGAAGUUGUCCAGACCUUUCCAGUCCAUCAUCCAUGCAAAGAGGACCUACAGAGAGCUGCGACUGCUCAAACACAUGAAGCAUGAAAAUGUGAUCGGCCUUUUAGAUGUUUUCUCACCAGCGACAAGCUUAGAGGAAUUUAACGAUGUGUACUUGGUGACACACCUAAUGGGUGCAGACCUCAACAACAUCGUGAAGUGUCAGAAGCUCACGGAUGACCACGUCCAGUUCCUCAUAUACCAGAUCCUCAGAGGCUUAAAGUACAUCCACUCUGCAGAUAUCAUCCACAGAGAUUUGAAGCCCAGUAAUCUGGCUGUGAAUGAAGACUGUGAGCUUAAGAUCCUGGACUUUGGUUUGGCACGGCACACGGAUGAUGAAAUGACAGGAUACGUAGCCACACGGUGGUACCGUGCCCCGGAGAUCAUGCUCAACUGGAUGCACUACAACAUGACCGUGGAUAUCUGGUCGGUGGGCUGCAUCAUGGCUGAACUACUUACAGGACGGACGCUCUUCCCUGGCACAGACCAUAUAAACCAGCUGCAGCAGAUAAUGCGCCUGACAGGGACGCCCCCAGCCUCCCUAAUAAGCAGGAUGCCCAGCCACGAGGCGAGGAACUAUAUCAACUCACUUCCCCAGAUGCCAAAGAGAAACUUUGCUGACGUGUUUAUUGGUGCCAACCCUCUUGCGGUGGAUUUGCUGGAGAAAAUGUUGGUGCUUGAUACAGACAAGCGGAUCACAGCAUCUGAGGCUCUGGCCCACCCUUACUUUGCCCAGUAUCACGAUCCAGAUGACGAGCCUGAAGCAGAGCCUUACGACCAGAGCUUUGAAAGCCGUGAGCUGGAAAUUGAGGAAUGGAAAGCCUUAACCUACGACGAGGUCAUCAGCUUCGUGCCACCAUCUUUCGACGAAGACGACAUGGAAUCUUGAGGAGGAAGCGGCUCUCUUCCACGAUUUGUUUUCCAAGAAACACUCUCUAAAGACUAUCGGUCUCAUGUGACUAUCCGCCACUUUCCUCAUACACGCGCACAGCGAUGACAUUCAAGUGCCUGCCGUCAUUCAUAUGUGGGGGGGACGUUGCGCUAUCAGGGAAACGAAAACAAAAAACUUGACAUCGUGUUCAUACCGUCCCCUGCUCUGCUGUUUUGUUUUUCUUAACAUGAAUCCCACCGUGCUGAGGUAGACUUUAACUCUCCUUAUGCAUUAGUAAUUUUUUUAUCUCAGACAUAUAUUCUUUAUAUUCUGUCCCUUAUUCUACAUACACAGCAAAAAAUAAAUAAAAAAGAAAACAUUACAUGUCAGUAUCUCCAGGCAAAUUGUAAUAACGGAACAUGUAUUAUGUAUUUUAUUAAAAAAAAUAUGGCUGAAAAUAAUGCUGUAGGACAACAAUUCUGGAAAGUUUUAAACCAUGCUGAGUGUGAAGUGUAUCUUUUGGCACAUUUUAAAUUCUGUUAUUUCUACGAGUACAUAGAACUAUGUAGAUACUACAGAAACAGUAUUUGUACAUAAAUCUUUCUGGGAAAAACGGCUACCACACGUGUAGUACUGAGGCUCGUCAGCCGCCCACAUUGACAGUUUGUUCUAGAAUGGCAUAUAAACCGAUACUGUGUGUAAUUUAUUUAGAAUAUGUAUAGGAUACGCGAAAAUAUGUAAAAUAUUCAGCCCAGUAUGGAAAAUUCAAGGCUUCAUCUUUCUUAAUGAUUGAGUUUUACACAUGGCAACCCCCCUCCCAAGGAGAGCAUUUCCCACGUGUUCAUUUUCAUCUAUUACUUUAGUAAGCUUCUUCCGUCUUCUCGCACAUGUGUUGUUUCACAUGAAUGUUUCAGCGAACAGCCACCAAUCUUUGCAGUUUCACCACAGCAUGUUAAAGCCAGAGUUUUUGGCUUACUAGUUUAUUCAAAUUGUAAUGUUUUUCCAUCACAACGUCAGCCGACAAUGUAAUUUAAUCAUAUUGCAUUUAUGAAACAGUACUAUUAAUGUUUAUGGAAUGUUUGGAGCGCCAGUUUGCGCCGUAUAUUUAUGAUCUUUUCUUAUAUUGUUUGUAUAUUGAUGUAAAAGAGAAUAUUAUUUGUCAGAAUUUAAGGUUGUUUGUAUUAUUUAUGGAGAGCUUAUUGUAUUAGUAUCCAAAUGUGUCAUCGAUAAUUUCAUAGAUCACUUGAGCCACAGUGGCUACAGCUUUCAUAUCAAGAGCCGACAAUGUUAUCAAGAGAUCGUUUGGAAUCAGUUUGAUACAUUCUGCUCAGUUUGCUAAAUUACCGUUGCUGAGGUUGUGUUUACAGCGCGCCUUGAUUCACGGCCCAACAAAUUAUCACAAUUUUUUAAAAAAGAAACCCAAAACAUAUCCUGUAAUGGUGGCAUAUUAGUCACCAUUUAUUGACUAACAAACCACUAAACUAUUUCUUUAGUGUGAAGACUUUUAUGACAAAAUGCUUCCAAUGUGAAGCGUUUGAAAAGUCAGACACGCAAGCUGUAUCCACAGUUGCUCUGCCUUUGGCACCCAAACAAUAUCAGACAUCAGUCAUGUUUGAUUUCAGCCGCUUGUUUUAAAUGUAGUGAUUUUUCUAAUGUGUUAUUUUACUCUUUGUGUGCUAAAUCAAGAUUUCAUGUUAUUCUGUGAUUCUGUAUUGAUUGUUUUAUAAGCAGCACCAGAAGCCUGUUAGAGUAAUUUAGAGGAGGGUUGGGGGGGUGUCACAUGUAUGCAGGAAAGUGCAUAUGUUUACUCACUGGAUGCUGAAGGGCAAUGCCGAAGCCUCAUAUUUUAUCAUUUUUAAACAACUGCAUUGAUUUAGAUAGGAUAUUUAUUUUGUCCAUAUCCCGAUGUCAGUAGUAAAUUUGGUUACACUUCGUCUGCCUGAAAUAUGUUUUUCUGGGGUUUUUUUUUUUUUUUUU
This is a messenger RNA of Haplochromis burtoni (Burton's mouthbrooder), 3397 nucleotides long. It is a transcript of the gene mapk14b, whose product is annotated as mitogen-activated protein kinase 14b. Gene Ontology annotation, biological process: p38MAPK cascade; protein phosphorylation. Bases 353 to 1438 code for a protein of 361 amino acids. Gene Ontology annotation, cellular component: nucleus; cytoplasm. The transcript is spliced from 12 exons. The record is from RefSeq and is a predicted model, not a curated record. Gene Ontology annotation, molecular function: ATP binding; MAP kinase activity. NCBI's taxonomy places the organism in Eukaryota, Metazoa, Chordata, Actinopteri, Cichliformes, Cichlidae.